Molecule: messenger RNA, 1323 nt
Organism: Mugil cephalus (flathead mullet)
Lineage: Eukaryota; Metazoa; Chordata; Actinopteri; Mugiliformes; Mugilidae
Product: 5-hydroxytryptamine receptor 3A-like
Exons: 10
Coding region: 211-1323 (370 amino acids)
Biological process (GO): monoatomic ion transmembrane transport; signal transduction; chemical synaptic transmission
Cellular component (GO): synapse; neuron projection; membrane
Molecular function (GO): transmembrane signaling receptor activity; neurotransmitter receptor activity; extracellular ligand-gated monoatomic ion channel activity
Source: RefSeq, a predicted model, not a curated record
GCUGUAGUUUUCUGAACCAAUUAGAGAUCUCCACAAGUGUUUUAAUAAAUGUUGCAUGCAAUAUGUAAUUUCUUUGCAAGUUCUUUGUUGUUUCUCUUUCAUAAAUAAAUUGCCUGAUAUAGAACGCGUCUUCAUACUCUUGCAGCAGAGCGCAGUUACAAUGACAUCUUAAACCACCUGAACUUGACUAAAAGCAAUGAUCUGUACACGAUGAGCCGGCGUGUCAGAAAUCACAAACAUCACACACCGGUGUACCUCAAUAUGGGGCUGCAUGCCAUUCUGGAUGUGAGAGAGACUGAGCAAACUUUGAAGACUUACAUUUGGAUUUACAUGGAAUGGGACAAUGAUUUCACUAGGUGGAAUCCAGAUGACUUCUGUGGCCUUAAACAUGUAAUAGUUCCAAAGGAAGCUUUGUGGCAGCCAGAUCUAAAUAUUGAAGAGAUGAUAGAGACGAAUGAUUCCCCUCCAAGUCCUUAUCUCAACAUUAUGUCUGAUGGCAAAGUCAAAUUUAGAAAAGACCAAGUGGUGAUCACCACCUGCAAGAUGCAUGUCUAUAAAUUCCCUUUUGACACCCAGAACUGCUCCAUCACCUUCAAGUCACUGGUGUUCUCUGAUGAAGAAAUACGUUUAAGAACAAACAAAAACAAUACAGCAAUCUCAGAGAGAUCCCGCAGGAUGAUGAGAAAGGAGUACGAGUGGGUGUUCGUUGACAUGAAUGUCAAAAAAGAAACUUUCAACCAUUUCGGCUUUUACCAAAAUAGGAUCGUUUACACUAUCAAAAUGGAGAGGAGGUCUGUCCUCUACAUCGCAAACUUCCUGCUCCCCGUCUUCUUCUUCUUGUGUCUGGACUUGGCCUCCUUUCUGAUCUCAGACACCGGGGGUGAGAAGCUCGGCUACAAGAUCACCGUGUUGCUUGCUGUCACCGUGAUGCAGCUGAUUCUCAAUGAAAUCCUGCCCAGCUCGUCAAACAGGAUCCCUCUUAUAGCCGUCUACUGCAUAGGGAUUUUUUCUCUGAUGCUGCUCAGCCUCCUGGAGACCAUUUUGGUGAUGCAUCUGAUAGAGAAAGACGCUACAACCCAAGACAAUGAGACAGAUGGAGAGCAAACCCCGAAAGGGAGAUGUGGAGAUUUCUCCAGUUCAGAUGCACAAUAUAUGGUCAAUCAGAGCUUGGGGGAAACGCCAGGAAAUAACUCCAAUUCAGAGUUUUAUGGAGAUGAACUGGCAUUCAACCGGAGCUCUGAGAAUAUUUCAGUAUUCCUAUCAUAUCACCCUUCCUUCUCCCCCGUUGAUUUUUUCAACCCAGAACUUGAAGACAUGAGUUAA